AUGGCGCCGGCCGCCGCGGACACACACAGGCGACGAAGGAGAGCGGCAGGGCUCGGGCCCGCGGCGGCAGAGGAGAGCGCGCGGGGAGCACAGGCCCAACGACGCCUGCGGUGGCGGGGCCGACCGGGCCGGGCCCGAUGCCGGGGCGGGCCGCAGCGCAAGGCCGUGCCGCUGAUUGGGCCGCCCGACGCCGGGGGCGGGCCGCGGUGGGGCUGGCGGGGACUGCCGGGAGCGGAGACCCCCGCUGCGGCGGUGGCACUGCUGCGCGCGGUCCUCCCGCCCUGUCUUCCCGUCAGCUGCGGUGUGGUCGGGACGUCCCUGCCCCGCCCAGGUGUCCAUCCGCCUUCGUCAGUGAGAAGGGCUGCAGGUUUGGGUGGGAAACCCGCGGUCCCAAGAACCGCGUUCGCCCCGAGGAGGCGCGUGCAGGACGCCCUUCCCCGUCUCCCAGAAAAUUCCUACUCAACCUUCCAGACUCAACACAAAUAUUUCCUAAAGGAGGCCUUUUCUAACUCCCUGCCUACCAACACUUUUGAUCUCCUAGGUCUCUCUGUUUUAUCACUGUUCCACCAUUGUGCAUAUGUUCCUCUGCUACAGCAUUUAGCACAAUCUAUUGUGACUCUGUUGACACCUACUACAAGGACGCGGGAGCCUCGAGGUCAGGAAAUGUGUGAUUGCGCCUGUAUUUCACUAGUGCUCCGACUAGUAAGAGGAGCUCAAUAAAUUUUUGUGGAAUUUA
Nyctereutes procyonoides (raccoon dog) is the source of this 736-nucleotide messenger RNA. RefSeq lists its product as uncharacterized. Bases 1 to 720 code for a protein of 239 amino acids. The transcript has 3 exons. The record is from RefSeq and is a predicted model, not a curated record. Lineage: Eukaryota; Metazoa; Chordata; Mammalia; Carnivora; Canidae.